CAUCCCACCGAUCAUUGCCAUGUUGCUGUCGCCAUGAGCCAAUAAACUUGACUGUAGUUUUCAGGUUCAAAUAUAUGGUCCAAGAUCAUGAGUCGGAUGCGCUAUAAUGGCUUUCGAAAAUCCCGCUGCCAUGAUCAGUUAUAAAGUGUUGUGAGCGGAGAGCAGAUCGAGCAUUCAUCUUGCAAUCGAUAUCUCCACAUAGAUACAAACGCAAACAUUUUCACCAUGCGUUGGCUUCCUUUUGUUGCUCAAUAUUGGUGCGUUGCAGCGAUAGUUCUAGCUUUCCAUGCGCUUUUCGCAGGUGUGAGCAACGACGGGCUAGAGGCUGCUGCCAUAAUCACCUUCAAUACUUCAUCGCUUGGCCUCUCCGACUAUUACCAGGUGAACUCAACUUUCCACGCCAAUAUCACAGCUCUUGUACCUACUUCAGUCACGAACCCAAGCUCGAUAACUCAGUACCUUCAGAUUCAGGACUGGUAUUCGAUUCACUACCUCUCUACUUGUUCCGGAUCUUUCGCUAUAGAUCCCACCACUAACCUUCUGACGUCCAUGAAGACAAACAUUACUUGUACAAAUCAGAAGUCGGGUUAUGUUUAUACACUUUCGGACAUCUUGCGCAAGGAGCUGCCGUCAAGCGUGGCGUCACUGGCAGCUGAGAUUACCCAAGUAUCAUACUAUACGGCACCUUGGAUCGCGCUUUGGUACAUCGGGCUCAUUACCGCUCUUAUUGAGAUAGUCAUCUUGCCCAUGACUUGGGCAGGUAAGAGAAGAAUCAACGGCUAUAGUUUCCUUGUCACAUUUAUCUCAUACAUUUCCUUCCAAAUCAGCGCUGCCUUAACAACUGGACACUCCCUCGGGGCAUAUCACAGCUCCACUCUGCCACCUGCUCUGUAUUCCUCGGAGUUCUUCGCUUUCAUGUGGCCGUGUAUGUGCUGCAUGCUGGUCGUGUUGAUCUUGGUUCAUAUGGAAUGGAAGUUUGAAUUAUGGACCUUGAAAGGGGACAGAAUUACUCUGUACAGAAAACCACCGUACAAGAGUUGGAGCUUGUUGGAUUCCUGUUACGACAGAAAACCUGUCAAGACUGAUGCUGGAAGGGGUGAAGAAGGAUGGGAGAUGCAGUGAGAUAUUGGUUGGACAUCGAACAUAGUUUAUGAUUUGGUCAUGGUCUUUAUGGAGUAAGUGUUGGGAUACGCCUUGAGAGCUAGUAUGUAUUGCAGUUACGUUUUUAGCGUAUGGCGCUAUGUAGUUGGUCGAAGAUUGUCUCAUAAGGUGACGACUACUCAACUACACUUUGCAGUCAGCUGUCUAGCUAAGUUAAGUUGCGGGUACAAGGCGGAC
Messenger RNA from Mollisia scopiformis, 1338 nucleotides. RefSeq lists its product as uncharacterized. The record is from RefSeq and is a predicted model, not a curated record. Lineage: Eukaryota; Fungi; Ascomycota; Leotiomycetes; Helotiales; Mollisiaceae. Bases 226 to 1122 code for a protein of 298 amino acids. The transcript is spliced from 3 exons.